AGAGCAUGACAGCUUUGACAUUUUCAUCGCGCGCUCUGUGCACCGCGCCUCUUUUUUCUUAUUAACGCAAGCAUAGAAAUCAGAAGCACACGAGACUCGCCCGCGCACAGGAUUACAUAUAUACACACACACCUCUUCAUCCCAUGUUUAUAGGAUAUACCGAAGUCAGGGAAUCGACUAAGUGGGAGAACAGGAACACGGGUUAGGUUAUUCUUGUGCCUGAACACGGGUAGGUUAUUCUUGUGCCUGAACACGGGUUAGGUUAUUCUUGUGCCUGAACACGGGUUAGGUUAUUCUUGUGCCUGAACACGGGUUAGGUUAUUCUUGUGCCUGAACACGGGUUAGGUUAUUCUUGUGCCUGCACCCAGCCGGAGAUGCCAGGACCUUACAGCCUUUUCGGCAUCAUGUAGAACACGAUGAAGCCCUGCAAGCCCGUGUUGAUAAGGAGGAGUGAAGUGGACGAAGUGACGGAUACUUCCCUGACCGAAUCUUCAAAUGUUAAUGCCGGCAAGAUGGAGAAACAGACCUUGGUGACGGCUAUCAGUUUGUCCAUGAGCCUGGCAUCACUGGCACUUCUCAUCACCGCUAUCAUGACCGACCACUGGUACGAGACGGACACAACACGGCACAGGCAGAACUGCGACCAGUUCGGGCCGGACGCCAACGACCAGACGAACCGGCGGAUGCCCAUCUAUCACCUGCCCCUGAUGGACAGCAGCAAUCCUCGGAGGAACCAGGCGCUGCUCCGGGCGAUCCACGUCGGGAGUAGAGAGGAGGAGCUCCUGGAAAACUGGAGGUCAAUUUUGGGAAUGGGAAUUUUAGAAACGGAAUGCGGGCGGCCUCUUUUCUCCACUUACUCUGGACUUUGGAGGAAAUGUUAUUAUCUAGGAAAGGACAGGGACAUCGACAACCUCAUUGCCAAGGGUAUAGCCCAGCGAUGUAUCACCAUCAAGUACCAUUUCUCCCAGCCCAUCCGGCUCCGCAACAUCCCGCUCAACCUGACCCGCACCAUUCAGCAGGAUGAGUGGCACCUCUUACACCUGCGGCGGAUCACCGCAGGGUUUCUGGGUAUGGCAGCAGCCGUUCUGUUGUGUGGCUGCAUCGUGGCAUCUGUCAGCUUCGCCUGGGAGAAGAGUCUCACUCAGCACGUCUCUGGGCUGCUCUUUCUCAUGGCAGGGAUCUUCAGCACCAUCUCCCUGUGUACCUAUGCCGCCAACGUGUCCUACGACCUGGCCAGGGUCCCUCCCUUCAUCUACGGGCUGCCCGCUGACGUGGAGCAUGGCUACAGCUGGUCCAGCUUCUGUGCCUGGCUCAGUCUGGGGCUGACAGUGGCAUCUGGAUGCCUGUGCACCACUUUCCCCAUCCUCAGGCAUAGCAACAGCAAAGCCCAGCAGGGCAAGGGAAAGGCUGCCCCCAAUGACUGUGUUUGACACACACCUUACUGCGUUUGACAAACACUUUACUGUGUGUUACACACACACACACACACACCAAGCCUCAGCUGCAGCAAGGGCCUACAGGCAGAGUCUAAGAUGUCUGUGUUUACUGAGUCUGACAGACACCUCACAGCAUUUCACACCUCUUACUGCAUCUUUCACAUCAACUCUGAGCUGCAGCAAGGGCCUGCAGACCAACACCCCCAGACACCUGGCUGACUAACCCAUAAACAGCUGCAGCAGGUGCCUGGGACUAAUGCUGACUCCUGCAUUUUCCGUCUGAAAACACUUCUGCGUCAACCAUGCUUCCACUAGACCCUGCAUCUAAAUCGAGGUCACUUCCAUGGAGCAAAACAUCCUGUAAUUAUGGAACCAUAAUAUAUACAGUGAGCUCCAAAAGUAUUGGGACAGUGACACAUUUGUUGUUUUGGCUCUGUACUCCAGCACUUUGGAUUUGAAAUGAUACAAUGGUUAAAGUGGUUAAAGUGCAGACUGUUAGCUUUAAUUUGAGGGUAUUUUCAUCCAUAUCGGGUUAACCGUUUAGAAAUUACAGCACUUUUUGUACAUAGUCCCCCCCAAUUUUAGGGUACCAAAAGUAUUGGGACAAAUUUAAGUGUGUAUUAAAGUAGGAAAAGGUUAAGUUUAGUCCCAUACUCAUAGCACACAAUGGCUACAUAAAGCUUGUGACUUUACAGCAUUUGUUGGAUGCAUUUGCUGUUUGUUUUGAUUGUGUUUCAGAUUAUUUGUGCCGAAUAGAAAUUAAUGGUAAUUAAUGUAUUGUGUCAUUAUGGGGUGACUUUUAUUGUAAAUAAGAAUAGAACAUGUUUCUAAACCCUUCUACAUUAAUGUGGAUGCUACCAUGAUUAUGGAUACCCCUGAAUGAAUCAUGAAUAAUGAUGAGUGAGAAAGUUAGACAGACAUGUCAUAUCACCAAGACAUGCUAACCUCUCACCAUUACAAUAAGAGGGGAGGUGGUAUGAUAUAUGUGCAUAUCAUUUCAAAUCCAAAGUGCUUGAGUACAGAACCAAAACAUUUGUCACUGUCCCAAUACUUUGAGCUCACUGUAUAUGCCAUUUAGCAGACGCUUUUAUCCAAACUACCUAAACCUUAGCUACACCCAUGCUAUUUCUGUGGUCUUUAUGCGAUUAUGUCUGUGAUUCAGCCUAAUGCUACCUUUGCACAUAUUUUUUUAUGUAUGCUCAUAAUUCAGUGUAACCAAAACUGUAAGGAAACCCAUCUGUGGAUAUUCAUUAGUUCUCUUAUCAAUGGACACAGACCAAACCCCUGUGCAUAUGUGCCGAAACCCAAAUCAAGAUGUCCCCUCAUCAAUGGAUAUUAACCUGAUCGCAGUGGAGACAGACCAAAUCUCGCUGGAUAUGCACCUAAAUCGAAGUCCACAUCUCCCUCAUUAAUGGAUAUUAACCCUGAUCCUAGUGGACCCUAAUCUGAGUGUAUUUACCAUAGUUUCAGUGGAUGUAUUUUGUAAUCUAUCAAUUAACAUUUGCCGUAACCCCAGACAGUGGAUAUUUGUUGGAUGUGCCUCAUGCGGUCUGAUUGGUAAAGAGUUGGAUCAUUUCAGAAUACGCCUACUGAAAAGAGAAACUGAGGAACUCUUGAAAGAUGCAUUAUUUCCGAGUGGUAUAGUCUGUGUUGUACAAGUGGUAUAGUCUGUGUUGUAUGAGUGGUAUAGUCUGUGUGUGUCUCUUGAAUCCAGUGUAUCCAUCUCCUAAAAAUUCUCACUCAGGAUCCACAAAGCAGAGGGUUUGAGUGUGUGUUAGCAGCAGUCUGUAUCUUGACCUACUUGUGGAUGAGGGCGUCUAUAGCUCCCAGGCUCACUCUUUGGUAGCCUUAAGGCUUUCCGUAAGGGGAAAACACUUGGGGUGAGUGAGGGGUCCACAUCAGUUCCUAACCCCACCCCAGUAUCCUCUCCCUGAGUGUGUGAGGGUACCGGUCAGAGGGUCAUGAUUUUCUUUUCAGCAGGCAGGAAGAGCUGGGGACUAAGCAGCAGAACCAGGGUCCCACUGUCACGCCCUGACCAUAGUUUGCUUUGUGUGUUUAUAUGUUUUGUUUGGUCAGGGUGUGAUCUGAGUGGGCAUUCUAUGUUGUAUGUCUAGUUUGUCUGUUUCUGUGUUUGGCCUGAUAUGGUUCUCAAUCAGAGGCAGGUGUUAGUCGUUGUCUCUGAUUGGAAACCAUAUUUAGGUAGCCUGUUGUCAUUGUGUGUUGUGGGUGAUUGUUUAUGUUAUGUUGCAUGUUAGCACAGUGUUUAUAUAGCGGUCACGUUUGUCUUAUUCGUUUUGUUGUUAUUUGUUUAAGUGUUCUUCAUUAAAUAUAGAAGAAUGUAUUCAAACCA
This is a messenger RNA of Salvelinus fontinalis (brook trout), 3786 nucleotides long. RefSeq names its product transmembrane protein 178A-like. The record is from RefSeq and is a predicted model, not a curated record. The coding region runs from base 417 to 1430 and encodes 337 amino acids. Gene Ontology annotation, biological process: negative regulation of osteoclast differentiation; regulation of cytosolic calcium ion concentration. Gene Ontology annotation, cellular component: endoplasmic reticulum membrane. NCBI's taxonomy places the organism in Eukaryota, Metazoa, Chordata, Actinopteri, Salmoniformes, Salmonidae. The transcript is spliced from 4 exons.